Messenger RNA from Enterobius vermicularis (human pinworm), 2190 nucleotides. The record is from the annotation of a GenBank genome assembly. Lineage: Eukaryota; Metazoa; Nematoda; Chromadorea; Rhabditida; Oxyuridae.
AUGGGAAUUAAAGCAAAAGGCAAGUACGGUUUAAACAAAGCAAGGAAACGAAAGUUGGGGGAUUCUCCUGUUGUGCCAAAGAAGCUGUCAAAGAAAAGACAACUGGAACCUGAUGGUAGCUCUUAUAGUCGUUUCCGAGAAAAACUAACAGACCUAAUUGCUCUUCCAGAUGACAAGGUUGAGGACAUUCAAGAGCACAAAGCACAGCUUGCUGCAUUAGCCGAGAAGGACCCAAAAUUUUAUAAAUUUUUGCAAGAAGAAGAGGCGGAUUUGCUCGAGUUUGAUGGAUUUGAGUCUGAAAGUUCGGAAGGAGCCCACGAGACGCCAAAUAGACCAGAACUGGAGGAGGAGGAGGAAGAGGGAUUUGGCAAGAAGCCUGUGAAGUUUUUGGUUUCUAAAGAUGGCCAGAAAAUUGUCAGUCAGGCAGUUUCUGAGACUCUGACGGAGUCCUUUUUAUCAAAUGGUCGGUUAAACCGUGGCGAAAUUUCCUUAGCUGUGAAUUCCUUCAUCGCUUGCGUAGCUAAGGUUGGAGCUGACGUAGACUCUCCUGAGUAUGUAGUCUUUGAUGAAAGUGCAUUUGAACAGCAUGUUCGGUUCUGCUUUAAGUACCUGGCAAAAGCGCUGUACGUAGCACUAGUGCCGGUUUCGAAUGAUGACUUGAGGGCGAAAGAACUUGACGUCGACGAUGCAGGAAGUAUUGAGGGCAAUAGAAUUGGCAUGAAUGAGCAAGAUGUUCCACACUUCGCGAAAUGGAAGAAAUAUCACCCUUUAAUUAAAAAGUACCUUCAAGCUUUUAUCUUAUUCCUAAACGAGUUACAAGUCUCCGACGUGUUGCUUUCGGCUCUCCAUGCUCUGACAGAACUUGUCAGCUUGUUUUCGCUUUUCAAAAAGAUCUCAAAGAAUUUUAUAAAGAUUCUUGUACGAAUUUGGAGCAGGCGUACUGAUGAAUGCAGGCUUGUUGCUUUCAUUAUUUUGUACAAAAUGGUUGUGCAGAACAAGAAAUUAUAUACAACAAUUCUAAAAUGCUGCUACACUGCGUAUGUUUCAAAUGUACGCCGUAUUACUCCGGAAACCCUGCCUUUAAUUACUUUCAUGCAAAAGUCAUUCGCUGAACUCUGUAAUGUAUAUCCUGAUAUUGCCUAUCACUAUGCUUUUGUAUACAUCCGCCAAAUGGGGAUCCAUCUAAGGAAUGCGAUGAUUGCGAAACGAAAAGAUUUGUUACAAACCGUGUACAACUGGCAAUUUGUAAUGUGUCUUUUCAUGUGGGCACGUGUUAUCAGUAGAGCUUAUAAGGCAAGAACUACGAAUGAGCACGCCGAAGCAAUUGUAGAACUAGCUUACCCACUAACUCAAAUAUCUCUCGCGACGAUUAAAGUAUUCCCGUCGUUGAAAUAUCUUCCUUUGCGAUUGCAGUGCUUACGUGUUCUCCUUACGAUUCAAGUCAAUUGUAAAGUUUUCAUACCGACCCUUCCGCUGGCUGUCGAACUGCUUGAUGACGCUGCGUUACUUCUGCGAAAAAAGCCCACUAAAGGCAGAGGAGCAGUUAAAGCUGUCGAUUUCAAUUGCAUACUAAAAGUAAUUAUGCCGCGAUCAGUCUCAAGUGAUCAGCGAGAGGAAAUAGGCUUCCGACAAUCCGCUCUUGAAGCUCUCUUUAGGAUCCAAUUAGAGGCAGCUUAUGUUCUAAGAAACCACUGUGCCUUUCCGGAUUUGAUUCUACCCUUAAAAUCUAAGAUAAAGAACUUUAUACAGGAAUGUAGGAACGCGGAGCAAGCCCGUCUGUUUAAGUCAUUGAGUUCAAAGCUCAAUGAACACGCCGAUUACGUAGCAGACAUAGUUCAGAAAACAGAGAUUGACAUUACAAAUCGUGACUCUUUAACGGCUCUGGCUAAUGCUAUUACAUCUGAUGACUCUCCGCUUUGUAAGUUUUACAAAACGUGGCGUAACGUUUGGGAAAUCCAAAAGAGCAGUCCCACAAAGAAUCCAAAACCAAAAGUCGAGGGAAUGAAGCCCGGGGUGGUCCCAAAACCGAACAAAAAGAAAGAGCCAAAGAGGACGAAGGUCUUGAAGGACAGGGAGGAAAGGAAGUUGAAGAAGACGUUAGGAACAGGGCUUAAAGGCGAGGUGCCCGACCGUGCGUCUGCCGAGGUGGUUGACGAAUUAUGCGACCUAGACAUUUCGAACUUCGAGUGA